This is a messenger RNA of Darwinula stevensoni, 786 nucleotides long. Lineage: Eukaryota; Metazoa; Arthropoda; Ostracoda; Podocopida; Darwinulidae. The record is from the annotation of a GenBank genome assembly.
UCUCCAAGAUGAAAUUUUUUUCUUCCAUUGCAGACGAUUGACAGAUCUGGAGAUGGACUUGGGCUGAAACAUGUUGCUCGGGGCCCUGAUCUUGUCCUUCUCGUACCCGGCGCUGGGAACGAUCAACUGCUACACGUGUGUGAGCCGGAAUGGAAGUGACAUAAACUGCGAGGAUCCCUUCCACCCGGCCAUGUCCAAGUACAAGAUGGAUUGCAUGGUUCCCAAACGCUUCCACCAGGGGAAAUUCCCAGCCAACUUCUGUCUCAAGAUCAUAGGGAAGAACGCUGUCACCCAGGAAAGCCUGGUGAUUCGGACCUGCAUCCUGGAAAACAUGAACUCUCAGUGUGGGAUCUUCAGGUUCGAUGACGUCGAGAUGACGGGCUGUGUCCUCACGUGCAACUCGGACGGGUGCAAUCGAUCCCCCAAGUCCGGGCUCCCGGACUUAUUCGUCCUCGUCCUGCUCGUCUUUUCUGUACUCGUCCUUGUGUCCUCCUUUCCAAAUUUCCCAAGAUUGUGAAAACGAAGACAACGGCACCAACUGUGAUAUUUUUUUGCCGUAUUGAUCUAACUCCGUUGUUUGUAUAUUCCCAGCUGAUAUUCAUCGUCGUCGGCGGGAUUUUCUUUUUCCACUGGAAUAUCAGCUAGCUCUUCUGUAGAUAGUGAAACAUCGGCACGGCAGCUUAUUUCAGGAUCUGAAAUGAUUAGAACUGCACCUUGGCAGUGCAAUCACGCAUAGGGCUUCAUUACCCGACUUCUCCCUUUUUUCUCGAAUAAAACUCUUCUCCC